GUUUGGCCUAAGGGAACAGCAGUUGCCUUAAUGUAGGAAUCUCAUGUUGAUCGUUUCACCGCUUCCCAGACUCUCGGGUCGAUGGUGAUGAUGCAUGCAUCAUCCUUCUAUGCGUUGUACUUGGUGCCUGGUCAAACCGGCUGUUCUCACUUGCUCGGCCUGCAUACACCGGAGACUUGGGAUUUCCCCUUCCCCUCUCUCUCUCCCUCUCUCUCCUCUCUCCUCUCUCCCUUCACACACAGUAAUCACACGCACUGACGACUGGUUCUCGGUUCUUCUUACCUCUACUAGUCUUUCAAUUUAUCUACUUGAUGGCUGUGAACCAUACAAGUCAUGCCUUUUUAUUUCAAUGUUGUUUUUUUACAGUAUGUGGUACAGAUGUACAUCAAGUCAUUUUAUUACUGGAUGCGUCCAGAAGAUAGGCACUUUUUUUGACGCUUGCUCCUCCGCGCUACUAGUACCUUCCUUAAUGGCCACUUCAAUCACUUUCCCAUUGUUCGUUGACAAGUCAACCUCUUACCCCCGACUUGAGUUCCACGAAUCUCUGCAGACCAACAUUGCUGCAAGGCUCGCAUUUAUUUACCUUAAAUGACACAACCUAAUAACCAAGGGUUGAUUUGGGAAGGAAGGAAGGGAGAUAGUGAGAGCUCUGGUUGUGUCUUCCCGGCUAUCUCCUUCCUUUGGGGAAUCAUCACGGGGCACGUACUAUACUAGCUGGCUUAGUACUU
Molecule: messenger RNA, 728 nt
Organism: Aspergillus neoniger CBS 115656
Lineage: Eukaryota; Fungi; Ascomycota; Eurotiomycetes; Eurotiales; Aspergillaceae
Exons: 1
Coding region: 95-592 (165 amino acids)
Source: RefSeq, a predicted model, not a curated record